Dermacentor andersoni is the source of this 4518-nucleotide messenger RNA. RefSeq names its product BET1-like protein. NCBI's taxonomy places the organism in Eukaryota, Metazoa, Arthropoda, Arachnida, Ixodida, Ixodidae. The record is from RefSeq and is a predicted model, not a curated record.
GCAUCCCCAUCGCGUCCGUCAUCCGCUGACGAAUACAAAAUGGCGAAUUGUGAAGGUGCGUCGUCGUCGCGAUGAGCCCCUACGCAGCAUCUUUUUUACGCAGGGUCAAACUGAAAGCGGUCCUCACCCGCAAUUAGAGCCUUCAGCUACCGUGGGAACAGAAGGAGCGCUUCGAACAGCUGAAGAGGAGGCAGCGCAGACCCUAUCCUCCGAAAUCUGAACAAUGGAGGAAGAACGGCUUGAAACGGAAAACCGGCGCUUGGCUGACCAACUGUCCAAUCAGGUGUCUCAUCUCAAGAGUCUGGCCUAUGACAUCGAACUGGAGACCAAAGAACACAACCGCCUACUUGGAGGACUGGGCUGGGACUUUGAUGGAUCUCAAGGCAUUCUCUCGGGCAGCAUGGGCCGCGUGAACAAGAUGCUCAAGUCCAACAGGUCCAACCGCCGGCUCAUGUGCUACGUGAUUCUCGGAGUGGUGGCUUUGGUGCUGCUUGGCUACACGCUUGCCGUCAGGGCAACUCGUCAAUGAGCCCAAGCAACGCAAAGGAUAUGAACAUGCAUAAAUUUCACAUGAAAAAAAAAAUGCUCUGUCCUGACACCUAGUGGGUCAUCUGUACAGGGCUGAUGUGCUGUGGCAGCCACUUUUUGUUGUACUUUGUUUUGGAGUGUAUUGAGUUUUGCCAUGUGUGCUGAUUUUCGUCUCGGUAUUUAUUUUUGAUUACUUUUGAGUUGUGUUAGCUACAACAUGCUUUACUACUUUUUAAAAACAAGAUCAGGUACAGUUUAACCAGAAAGAAGUCGCAGUCAACAUGAAAAUGGCUUCAUUAUAGCGUAUAUUCGUUAUAAGCAUAUAUUUGUUAUAGGCUGAUUGAUAUCAGAGAGCAGCUUUUUAUAGUUACUGCAUUGUAUUUAAUAAUUUCCUAUAUCCAUGUUAUAUUGAGGUUUGAUUGUAUCACAACGGUACCAUAAUAUUUUGGUAGUAACAAAACUGCUCAUGAGCAGUCGUAUAUUGUGUAUACAGUACGCAUUGAGCUACUUGUCUCAUAUUAGAGCACAACUCUUGGGUGCCUGUUCCUGGGUUGAACGUCAGCGUCCCUCGGCGUAACUGAGCAAAUGCGCUCGUGUCACUGCUCGCGUAUUCGUCGUCUUCUACAGCUGGCUUCACUGCUGCUCAUCACGCCAGCGUUCCCAUACUGCCUCUCCCUCUGUGAAGGCACUGACGGCACUGGCUCGCUGCCACUUGGUAUGGUGAUUUCGGUCUCAAAUUCUUUGCCUCAAUAUACUGCAAAAUGAAAACACGUAUUGAGCUGCAUUCCAAUUUCGCAUUAGUGAGUAUCAUAAUUGUUGGACACUUUUUUGUUUUUCGUGACGUUGAAGUGAAUUCCGAGGUCAUCAUUUGAACACGUCUUUUAUAUCCACAUAGAGGAGCGUGGAGUAUGGGUUUCUUAUACCAUCAUUAAGUCAUUAUUUGGCUGCUUUUCUCCGAUGUGCAGCCCAGAGUGCCUGCUUUUGGUUACCUCAGAGAAUUUUAUGGCCACGUCUUGAAUUUGGGACUUGGAAACCCUGACACUAGCUAUAUCUUUUUGUCUCUCACUCUGCUGACACUUUCUUUUUGUUUGUUUUAGUCUGGCCUCUUUCAAAAUACUACUGUGUAGUUGAUGCUUGAUGACCUUAUAGCAACGUGGAUCAGCUUUUUGAAGAUUCACAUAAGGUUAUGUGCACUCCUAUGAAGCUUUACACAUUGAAACGAACUUCUUUCUCUCAGCACAUGGCAGUUUCUGCAUAAGUUACUGGCAUUCACAGAUUCUUGGCUGCACACCGGUUUCUCACACUGUCCCAUUUCGGAAUUGCAUUCAUCCUGUUUGUCGUCAUCAUACAAAAUGUAUCUUAGUUUAGUUUAUCCAUUAUCAUUGUGUCACUUGGGUUUAUUUAAAAGUUUAUUUGUUUUGGUUUGCCCAUUUUCAAAAGGGUAGUAGAUGCGGGUUCAAGGCUUGUUGCUUGGUUGUGUACAGAGAUAGGAAGAGCAAUGCCUAUGGUACAUAUUGGAGAAUGAAUAUUGCAAGCUGACAUUUAUUUAUUUAUUUAUUUAUUUACAGUACCCUCAGGGCCCAGAAGGGCGUUACAGAGGGGUGAGUACAAUAAUAAUAAAUAAAAAAUACAUGCUCAAACAAUUAUUAGUAUUAAGGUGAUAAAUUCAAAAGAUAAUCAGUUAUUAUUGUUAAGAUUAACAAGGAGUAGAGUUGAGUUGUUUAUGUAAUGUGUAAAACAGGUAACUAGAUGUCUGUUAUAGGGGUGCCUAUAAGGGUGCCUAUGGAAGAAUGUGGUUCAGGACAGCAAAGAUUAGGGAAAAUGAUGGGCUGAGGCAGUUAAAAGGUCUAGAAUGGUGCUUCCUGUCUUGGGAUGAGGAUAACUGGGCAUUGCUGUAGAUGCCGUCAUCCUGCAGUAGACAAAUUAUGCGGUUGGUGCAGUGUAGUUCUUUGUGUUAUGCCAUUUUAAUUAAGAAGCAAACUGCUGCCGCCUCAUAAGGAGCACCGUGUCUCUUAUUUGCGAUUUAAAAGUAUUUGUCAAGCAUAAUGCUUCCCAAGUAAGUGUUGCCCUUGAAGUUAUCAAGAGCUACAUCAUGGGCGACAAUGGACUUUCAGCAGCAACAUACUGAGUUAUGUAAUACGCAUGCUGCAAUAUUCGAAGGUCGUGUAAGUGGACAGAAAGAGUGAUUACAUUAUUCAUUGCAGCAGUAAGCCGAUGAUAAAACCUGUGAAAGCCACGUAAAAUUCUCUGCAAAGGCCUUGAAAGGUUUGAUAUUUUACUAAAUCAAAUGGGGCAACCACAAAGCUUCAGCUUUGUUGGUUUAAUGUUACUUGCAGAGGUAAAAAAAUCUAGCAUACAUAGCUAUCGUUUUCUCUUUACUUGUUUAUGAUAAUAAAAUACAUAUCCGUCACUCUUGUUAGCAAGAAAGGGGGUGACGGUGGGAAGUUACAACAUAAACUUGCUCACGCAAUUACAUAUCACCGUAGUAACAGUGCAAGUUUUUUGCAAACAGGAAAAUCUGUUUUGCAGAGAACGAUGAACAUAAAAGGCAAAGUUUUACAUGCAUGUUCUUGAUGCAGCUAAUCAUGAUGUUGCUAAUCAUGACUUGUCACACGCACAAGAAGGCUGUCUGAUAUCAACUAUCUUCAUUAUUGAGCUCAAGAAUUAUGAGAACAUUCAAACCAUUACACAGGCAGGUUUGAUCUUGCCAGCUUCUUGCGAUAACUACAUAUGUGCAAGUUGCUUAAGCGAGACUGUUUCCAUGGGUCCAUAACAUGAGCUUCGAGUCAAUGUGGUGAAUUUUACUGGCUGAGGUUCACAGCAGUGGUAGAGUUCAGAAUUUGCAUGAUGACCACAGAUAAAAAUUAUUAGCUUAUUUUCUCUUAUUCAUUAUCUUAUUCAUUAUCUUAUUAAUUACUGUAGUGCAAGUAAUGCAAUUGCAGAAUGUAAGCCUGCCAUUGCUCAAGCCAUAGGCACACACAAAAAAAAAUCUGAGACUUGCGCCACUUCCAAGACCACCGUCCCCAUACUUUCUGCAAGUUGCAUUGGUAUUCUACUACUCAUAGUUUUCUCACAAGCCUUUGGGCAAUAUGUAACAAAGCUUCAUUGAACACAUAUGCAUGGAAAAGCAGGUGUACAAGACAUGCGCACAAGAAAACCAAGGGGGACAACAUAAACACCAUUGUCAAUGGAAAUGUCUCACAGGAGUGGAAAAAGAAUGAAGACAAAAGCUUUCUGCACAUGCUCAUGGGAAAGCAAGUGCACUCCAAAAUUUGAACAUAGUGCGAUUCUAUUCAGACAUGGAAAUUAAGAAGUGCAUCUUGUGGUUGAAGCAUGUCGUAUCAGUGAUGGCAGUAGCAUUUGUAUAAGUCAGCUCUUGGUUAUCUUGCACAACAAGGAAUCGCCGUCAUAUUAUCUUUUGCGAGUGCCUACCGAUUGAUGGGUAGACGCUACCUUCCUAUGAGCGCAGAUAGUUUUUGUGUCUUCCUUCUUUUUCCACCCAUGUGACCUUUAAGUUGAUAGUCAGUGUUUGUGUUGUUGUUCUUGUGUCUGCAUUUUGUAUGCCUGGCAUUCUGUACCAUGAAUUUCUACCAACUUUCUCAGCUUUGUCUAUUCCUGAACACCUAUUUUUCAUCGCUGAUUUCGGGGACCAUUAUCUCGAAAGUGGCAGUGUUGUCAAAAUCGCUGCUGAGUUGACUUGUCUUGACCAUUGACAGGCUUCAAUUUCCGAAAUGCAACAUGUGCUAAGUCAUUAAACCCUUCUGUGCCUUGGGCGAGCUGUGCUCCUGGUAAAAACGGUCUAGGACAAGCUGUGCUCAUCAUUGCUACUUUUCACCCUUUAGCAAUGCUAUGGAUGAGCUGGUUUCGUCUAAGUGCUUUGUCAUGCUCCUUAUAGAUGGCUGCACACAAUCCAUGGGGCAGAGCAUGUAGGAAUGAGUUCAUUUUCAUGGAGGAAGUAAAACAAUUUGGCAAAUAAGGUCUUUAAAUAUA